AUGGAGGACCACUCCACCACCAUGGAAGCCCACUACAACCGCAAUCAUAGGCUCCUUCGCGCGGCCCUCUCCGCUCUCCUCGUGCUCUCCUACACAUCCCUUGCUUGUGCUCAAGACAAAUCAAAUCCCCCGUUCGUCAAGGCGCCCAUCACCGAUACACAAUGGCACAAGGGAAGCGCCACAUUCUACGGCAACGAGAUGCUGCAGGGCAACUCGGGCAACUGCGGGUUUCCAUACCGGUUCGUGGAUAACGUGACCCAAGUGGCCGUUCCCGACCCGCGCUGGUCGCAAUCGCUGUCGAAUGGCGUGCAGGCCUUUAAGGGCGCGGCGUGCGGGCAGUGCUACGAGGUAAAGUGCCUGCGCUCGCCGCGGUACGGCAGCAAGGUGCACUGCUCGUCGGAGAAGCCGACGCGCGUGGUUAUCACCAACUUCGACACGCCGCGGUCCGAGGGGUGGCCGAAUAAUCACUUCGACUUCCACAACACGGGCUUUAAGAAAAUCGCGGCGCUAGAAGCGGGAAUCAUCAACGUCAUGUGGCGGCGCGUGAAAUGCCCGCAGAGCACGCCGAAAUUUACGGUGAAGGGCAACCCGUACUUUCACGACAUCACCGUGUACGGCGUGCCGGGUGUGGGCGCCAUUACAGGCGUGUGGGUGCAAGUGGGCGGUAGCGGCGAGUGGCAGAAGGCGCGGCAAAGCUGGGGCGCGCAUUACUUUCUGAGCGGCAAGGUGGAUUGGAACAAUCCGAAAACCAAGGUCCGCGCGCAGAUGGCGGAGACGGGCAAAUUCAUUUACCCCAAGCACGUGCAGGCCGUAUGA
Closterium sp. Naga37s-1 is the source of this 816-nucleotide messenger RNA. The record is from the annotation of a GenBank genome assembly. NCBI's taxonomy places the organism in Eukaryota, Viridiplantae, Streptophyta, Zygnematophyceae, Desmidiales, Closteriaceae.